AUGCCUUCACACAACGCUUCAAUCGAACUCACAGCAUUUGUUCUAGGUGGUUUUGAAACAACCCAAAGGCCUUUUAUAGUCGGUGUGUCUAUAUUGUUUCUAUUUAUUGUUGCUGUUCUGGCCAAUAUGGUAAACAUUGUGAUCAUUGCUUAUGACAAGAAACUGCACAAACCGAUGUUUCUUCUGAUUUGCAACCUUGCUGUUGUUGACAUACUGUGCACCACCAGUAUCAGUCCAACAAUGAUCGGGACUCUACUUGCUGGUGUUAAUACUAUAUCCUAUGUGCCAUGUGUAGUUGAAAUGUAUAUUAUGCAUGUGGGAGGAGUGAUGGAGAUGUUUGCUUUAGCAGUUAUGGCAUUUGAUCGUUUGAUUGCUGUCAGCUGUCCUUUUCAGUACCACAGUUAUUUAACAAAUUUGCGCACCAUUCUACUUGUAUAUAUGCUGUGGAUUGCUGCCUGUUGUUUUGUGGCUGUAAUGCCGGCGACUGUGCUGCCUCUCUCUCACUGUCACACAAAGCUGAUAUACAGUUUCUGUGACUAUGCUGCCAUAAUGAGAACUACUUGUGCUGACCUUGGUUAUUAUUUCAAUAUAAUAACUGUCAUAUCAUUCUUCCUCUUAUUUUUCACUUUCUCUCUUAUUGCUCUGUCGUACUUUUUCAUUGCAUAUUUUGUGAAAUUAUCCACAUCAGAGGAAAAAAGGAAAAUGGGCAGCACCUGUUUGAGUCACUUGAUCGUGGUAGUGUGUUUUUACCUUCCAAUGUUUAUGCGCAUUGUCUUAAGCAGAAUGGGUGUGCCAUUAACUGCUGAGCAACGCCAUGGCUUGUCAGUCUGGUCCUACAUUGGCCCACCAUCAGUGAAUCCUGUUGUCUACAGUUUAAGGACAAAAGAAAUUAGACAAAGGGUUUGGAGCAUUUUCAAAAGAGCUUACACAUCUUAG
Messenger RNA from Acanthopagrus latus (yellowfin seabream), 936 nucleotides. Its product is annotated as olfactory receptor 13G1-like. Bases 1 to 936 code for a protein of 311 amino acids. Gene Ontology annotation, biological process: G protein-coupled receptor signaling pathway. Gene Ontology annotation, cellular component: membrane. The transcript has a single exon. Lineage: Eukaryota; Metazoa; Chordata; Actinopteri; Spariformes; Sparidae. The record is from RefSeq and is a predicted model, not a curated record. Gene Ontology annotation, molecular function: G protein-coupled receptor activity; olfactory receptor activity.